AAAACUUACUGUCAAAAUCUGUUUUUGUUGUGGUAUUUGCUAACCUCAAAGGCUAACCUGCUGAUUUUAACCUACCAAAAAACAUUGUGUAUUAAUAACUCUUAAAACUUAUCCAAUUUAGAAGUUUCUCAUUGUAAACAGUUCACAAUCAAGAUCCAAAAUGGAAGGAAUAUUAGAAAAAUGCCAUUUUGUGCCCAUGAGUACCAUGAAAAAGGUGAUAGACUUCAUAGAGGCUCCAAUGAAUUUUGACCCAAUCAAGAUAUAUUGUAAACGAAAUUUACUGAAGCUACAGGAAAGUAGAAAUAAUGCCAAGUAUCAGGACAAGGAUCUGAAAACAUUUAAAUCUGUGCAUCGGAUCGCUUGCUGUAAGGCUAUAUACUCUCAUAAUUGGAACAAACUUUUAUACUUACUGAAGAAAUGCCCUCCCUGGGAACAUAAUUGGAAAGAUGUCAAUGAAGCUGCUUUAUAUACCAGGGCUCUAGUAAUCCUCAUCAUGUACCACCCCAGUUCACAAGCACUGGGACUGUUAAACCAAUACCUCCACCUGGUCUGGUCAUGUCGCUCCGAUGAAGUGAAGAAAGCUGUUCUCAAGAUACUACUGACUUUACCUGAGAAGAUACAUGGUGUCACCAAUAGUAGAUAUAAGGAUACUGACAAAUGUUAACUAAAAUUUAAAUAAAAGUAACUAAAAAUCAUGGUUUACUCACUUACAUUAACCCGUGGUAUGCC
Spodoptera frugiperda (fall armyworm) is the source of this 729-nucleotide messenger RNA. RefSeq lists its product as uncharacterized. The transcript is spliced from 3 exons. The coding region runs from base 161 to 664 and encodes 167 amino acids. The record is from RefSeq and is a predicted model, not a curated record. NCBI's taxonomy places the organism in Eukaryota, Metazoa, Arthropoda, Insecta, Lepidoptera, Noctuidae.